AUGAAAUUUACCCACAACUCCCAAAUUCGCUGCUUUGCUCACAUCUUGAACUUGGUUAUGAAAACCAUAUUGAGGUCUCUACGCGCUAGUUCACAUAAGGAAGCCUGCGAUCUCCUGGAUGAUGUUGCUAAAAGGAGCUGGAAGACGGUCAACGCUCCUACUUCGCCGAUCGCAAAGCUUCGACUAAUUGUCCUUUGGAUUGCGCGAUCCCCUCAGCGAAUACAGAAGUGGGAUAAUCGACCUGGCUGUACAAAAGCUAUCAACUACGAUGUUGAUACUCGUUGGAACUCUACCUUUGUUAUGAUUGUGAGAGCUGAAGAGUGUCGCCGGCAGCUCGAAGAUACGAUCAAUGAUGACCCAGAUAUUGAAGCCUUGCGUCUCACACCUAACGACUGGAGACAGCUCUCGGAUAUCAAGAAAGUUCUGGCUCCCUUCAACGAAUAUACCGAGUACGUCUCUCGAGAUAGCCCAUCAAUCCAUAUGGCAGCGCGUAUGUUUGCAGAGCUCCGCUCUAUACUCCUCGCUAUCAAAGAACGCCGAGGCGAGUGGCAGAAGGUCUCACCAGCAAUGACCGUUCCGGUGUCCGAUGGAAUUACCCUCCUGGAUAAGUACCAUGACUGCGUCAAAGACAACGACAUAUACUAUAUCGCAAGCGUUCUGGAUCCGCGAAUUAAGACCAAGUGGCUCAAAACGUUACCAGAUGGAGAGAGGAUCAUUGGCCGAAUCCGGGCAUUUUCGGAGAAAGCGUAUUCCACCCCAAAACAGCCAAUAUUGACUACUACAAGCACCAAUUGGAAGAGCUUCGAAUAUCGAUUUCUGGAAGCCUUUCAGCCUACACAGGCUAACGCCGCUGAGUCUGAUAUUGAUAAGUAUUUCGAUACUCCGACAAUCAGCACUGGUUUCGAUAUGAGCCAGAGCCAGACCGAAUUUAUACGAAACUGGUGGAAUGCAAACAGGCUUGAAUUCAGUUGCAUGGCUAAGGUAGCACAAGAUCACCUUGCUAUACCAGCAGCAGAGGUAGAUAUCGAGAGAUUAUUCAAUGGCGGGAGAGAUGUGUUGGGAAUUCGACGUUUCUCCAUGAAAGGUAAGACCCUUGGGACCUUAUUAAGGCUGAAAGAUGCCGCACGUUGGAAGUCUGAAUAA
Penicillium odoratum is the source of this 1143-nucleotide messenger RNA. RefSeq names its product HAT dimerization. The record is from RefSeq and is a predicted model, not a curated record. The transcript has a single exon. The coding region runs from base 1 to 1143 and encodes 380 amino acids. Gene Ontology annotation, molecular function: protein dimerization activity. NCBI's taxonomy places the organism in Eukaryota, Fungi, Ascomycota, Eurotiomycetes, Eurotiales, Aspergillaceae.